CCUUUCUCCUCAAACCCCAAAUCUGGCAAAUCGUAUAGUCACAUCUUCUGCAUCUCCUUCCUCCUCCUCCCGCUUUGUCCUCCUCUUAAAACCCUAACAACAAAAGCAGCGUCUUGUAGCUGUUGUUCUAUCUCUGCUCGGCGGCGCCUGUGCCAAACACCUCUCCUUCUCUGCUGCUGCUAUUCUCGAAAAAAUUUACUUAAAGCAGUCAUGGCUGAGGGUUCCGAGAUUGAUGAGCGUGUGGACCUUGAUGAUGAUAAUUACAUGGAAGAGACAGAUGAAGAUGUUGUUGAUGGCAUUGAGGAUGAGCCAGAGGAGGGACUUGGUGAUGACAAGGCCGAGGAACAGUAUGAGGAAUUGAGAACUGAUGGUAGUGGGAAAGAGCAAUCAUCAGAACCCGAUCGAAGUCCCAUUGGUGAUGAACAUGGGGAAGAUGAAGAAAAGUUUACAGCUUCAAUUAAUGAAGAGGACAAAGAGAAGCAUGCUGAGCUUCUUUCUCUUCCUCCUUAUGGAGCUGAGGUUUUCAUUGGCGGACUGCCGAAGGAUGUUAUAGAGGAAGAUCUAAGAGAUCUCUGUGAGCCUUUUGGUGAAAUUUAUGAGGUAAAAUUAAUUAAAAACAAGGAUACUGGUGAAUUCAAGGGAUAUGCUUUUGUGGCAUUCAAAACAAAGGAAGAUGCCCAGAAGGCAAUAGAUGAGUUGAAGAACAAAGAGUUUAAGGGAAAAACGGUCAGAUGCUCAUUGUCUGAUGCAAAGCACAGAUUAUUUAUUGGUAACAUACCUAAAAGCUGGUCAGAGGAUCAGUUCAAACAAAUGAUACAUGGUGUUGGCCCAGGGGCGGAGAUGAUUGACCUCAAACAGGAUGGUUUAAAUCCUGGCCGCAACCGUGGUUUUGCUUUUAUAGAGUAUUACAACAACGCAUGUGCUGAUUUUGCUCGACAGAAAAUGUCUAAUUCAAGCUUUAAGCUGGAAGGUAACACCCCUACCGUCACCUGGGCUGAUCCAAAGAGUGCACCUGACUCAGCUGCUGCUUCACAGGUCAAGGCACUUUAUGUGAAAAAUAUUCCCGAGAGUGCCACCCCUGAGCAACUGAAGGAAAUCUUUCAGCGCCAUGGAGAAGUCACGAAGGUUGUGUUGCCUCCUGCUAAAGGGGGACAAGGCAAAGGGAAUUUUGGGUUUAUUCAUUUUGGUGAAAGGUCUAGUGCUCUGAAGGCGGUCAAAGACACAGAAAAGUAUGAGAUAGAUGGUCAGGCGUUAGAAGUUACCAUGGCCAAGCCCCAAACAGAUAAGAAAUCUGAAGCAGCUGCUUCCUUUGCUGCUGGUUCAAACUAUCUUCCCCAAGCAGCUUAUGGUUUUGCUGGAAAUCCAUAUGGUUCAGUGGGGGCUGGAUAUGGUGUAGCUGGUGGAUACCAACAGCCAAUGAUAUAUGGGAGGGGGCCGAUGCCAUCUGGCAUGCAGAUGGUUCCUAUGGUUCUGCCUGAUGGCCGUAUUGGUUACGUCUUGCAACAACCAGGAAUGCAGAUGGCUUCACCAGUGCGGCCACGAAGAAAUGACCGCUCCAACGGUUCAGGUGGACCCCAGGGAAGGGGUAAUGGAAGUGGGAAUGAUAGGACUAGAAGGUUCCGACCUUAUUAGUAGUUUAGUGUGGAAGAUGUUAUGAAUCUUAAUAGUUUGUGAGAAAAGCAAUGACAUCCACUAUGCUGCUCUGACUUCCAAUCUGGGGAAGUUAGACAAUAGGGCAGAGGAAAGCAGAUUUAAAGAAUGGUAGUUGGUCAAGCAAAUCAGUUAUAAUUGAUAGUUGUUUAUUAAUGAGUUUAUCUGUAAAAUGUACUCAUUAUUGACUUCAAGCCGACUGUGACUACAUUCAGGAGCUUAUCUUCAGCUGUAUCGUCUUUUGAAAUUGUGUAGUGCAAUCGGAUGUAUUUCAAAAUUGGGGAUAUGUUUAGUUAAGUACUUUGUUUGCGGACUA
This is a messenger RNA of Spinacia oleracea (spinach), 1966 nucleotides long. Its product is annotated as heterogeneous nuclear ribonucleoprotein Q. The record is from RefSeq and is a predicted model, not a curated record. The coding region runs from base 211 to 1632 and encodes 473 amino acids. The transcript has 9 exons. Gene Ontology annotation, molecular function: RNA binding. Lineage: Eukaryota; Viridiplantae; Streptophyta; Magnoliopsida; Caryophyllales; Amaranthaceae.